GCCUGUGCGACCCUUGUCGGACCCUGCCGUCCACUCAGCGAUCCAACGACCCGCGCACGUGGCCACAGCUCAGCGCGCGUCCUCCCCUUCCCAGGCCUCGCUGCACUCGAGUCAAGCCCCCGAUACACUCUAGACACCGGAUUCCUUACCCCCGAACCCGUGCCUCACGGCCGCACGCCACGGUGGGCCCCGCCUGCUAGUACCGUAGGGGUGGGUCUCCCACGGUCGUGGGCAUACGAUUCCGGCGUCAUCUGACCGGCGGCCGCUUCCUCCACGUUUUAACGGCUCCGCUCCUAGCACCGCCUGAGCUCACACUUGGCCUUGUUCCGCUGCUCGUCCCUUUCCCCACACGCCCUCUCUUUCUGGGCUCUGACAAGUGACGAAUCCGAGUGCGAGGCCAUGGACGCGGCGUCGAGGAAGCUCGUUUCUGCUCUGCUACCAAUCUUGCUCUGCCUUGUCGGCGCGUCGAGGGCGCAGGCGCAGCCGUACAUCGGCGUCAACUACGGCGAGGUGGCGGACAAUCUGCCGUCGCCGGAUGAGACGGCGAAGCUGCUCAAGUCCACGACGAUUUCCAAGGUCCGCCUGUACGGCGUCGACGCGGGGCUCAUCCGCGCGCUCGCCGGCUCGAGCAUCUCCGUCGUGGUCGGCGUGGCCAACGGCGACAUCCCCUCGCUCGCCGCCGACCCCGCCACCGCGUCCCGCUGGCUCGCUUCCAACGUGCUCCCCUUCGUCCCGGCGACCACCAUCUCCGUCGUCGCCGUCGGCAACGAGGUGCUCGAGUCUGGGGACGCCACCCUGGCCGCUGCGCUCCUCCCGGCCAUGCAGAACCUCCGCGCCGCCGCCGUCAUGGCCGGCGACGGGGCAGCCGGCAUCAAGUUCUCCACCGUCAACACUAUGGCCGUGCUCGCGCAGUCCGAGCCGCCGUCCACCGGCGUGUUCCACCCGGACAUCACGCCCCAGCUGCAGCAGAUCCUGGGAUUCCUCAGCAAGACCAGCGCGCCCUUCAUGAUUAACCCCUACCCCUGGUUCGCAUACCAGUCCGACCCGCGGCCGGAGACGCUGGCCUUCUGCCUGUUCCAGCCCAAUGCCGGCCGCGUCGACGCCGGAUCCAAGAUCAAGUACACCAACAUGUUCGACGCGCAGCUGGACGCCGUCAAGUCGGCGCUGGGGCGAGCUGGGUACGGGGACGUGGAGAUCGUGGUGGCCGAGACCGGGUGGCCGACGAAAGGCGACGCCGGGGAGGCCGGCGCCACGGUGGACAACGCCAAGGCGUACGUGUCCAACCUCGUCGCGCACCUGCGGUCCGGCGUGGGCACGCCGCUGAUGCCGGGCAAGUCGGUGGACACUUACCUGUUCGCGCUCUACGACGAGGACCUCAAGCCAGGGCCGACGUCGGAGCGAUCGUUCGGGCUGUACCACACCGACCUCAGCAUGGCGUACGACGCCGGGCUGACGUCGACGUCGGGGAGCGCGGGGAGUUCGAGUGGGGGCGCGGCGGCUCAGCCGAUGAGCUCCGGGUGGUGCGUGGCGCGGGACGGCGCGACGGACGCUGAUCUGCAAGCGGACCUGGACUAUGCGUGCUCGCAGGUGGGCGUGGACUGUGGCGCCAUCCAGCCCGGGGGCGCGUGCUUCGAGCCCAACACGGUGCGCGCCCACGCCGCGUACGCCAUGAACCAGCUGUACCAGGCCGCGGGGCACCACCCCUGGAACUGCGACUUCCGGCAGUCCGCCACGCUCACCUCCGACAACCCAAGCUACGGCUCGUGCGUGUACACCGGAGGCCAAUAAUGCAACGGGCGACUAACCCCGGUGGCGCACAAUUAUUUUUGCGACGGAGUAGCAUGAUGAGCGAAAGUUUGGCCCUACAGCGGUCUGGAUGAAUCGAAUAAAGCCACGAAUAAUUGUGGUGGUUGUUGUGUGGACUCGUAGACUCGUAGGCAGAUGUUUCCUCGCUUCUUUUCAGCUGGCUUUGCGUAAAGAGGGGAAAAAUCCAAAAGUAGACAACAUAUUCCAUCGUAUUUGUACAAAUAGAUA
Phragmites australis (common reed) is the source of this 2034-nucleotide messenger RNA. Its product is annotated as glucan endo-1,3-beta-glucosidase 7-like. Lineage: Eukaryota; Viridiplantae; Streptophyta; Magnoliopsida; Poales; Poaceae. Gene Ontology annotation, cellular component: plasma membrane. Gene Ontology annotation, biological process: carbohydrate metabolic process. Gene Ontology annotation, molecular function: hydrolase activity, hydrolyzing O-glycosyl compounds. The coding region runs from base 400 to 1788 and encodes 462 amino acids. The transcript is spliced from 3 exons. The record is from RefSeq and is a predicted model, not a curated record.